UUAGUUGGUGUGAAGUGUCAGGUCAGCUGGUAGAGGAACAAAUUCACAGUCCAAGAAGUUUGGUUUAACGACGAAGAAAUGGUUCGUAACCCAAAACCAAGCCUCGUAAAGAUCGCUGAUGAUGAGGUACAAGAUAUGUGCAACAAAGUGAAAGAAAGGGUAGAAGAAAAAACAACAAAAACAUAUUCUGAGUUCAAAGCAACAUCCUAUCGCACUCUUGUUGACUACGUGCACGGAAGGAUUAUCGUUUUCAUCAAGGUGCUGGUCGGAGAGGACAGCUACAUGCAUUUGAGAGUGUUUCGUAUCAUACCAUCACGACAUGGUGAAGUGGAACUGGAGGAAAUUUUGGAUGAGAAAAAGGAUUCGGAUCCACUGGAAGCAUUUGAAGCCGUCAGCCAGACUGGGGCAGAAGGCGAAGUGAUCGCUGGACAAUAAACACAAGUUUAAUUCACGGAAUUGAAAUUUUAACUCAGUCUUCGUUCGUGGUUUAUAAAUUGGUUGUAUAUAAUUAAUCUUAUGCCUUCACAAGCUGUAGGAAGCCAUCAAUGGUAGUUGGUUAGAAUAACUUAGAAUGGACUUGGUAUAUAUCAGUCACGGAAAUGUAUGAAGUUCGUCUGUUUGACUAUAUCUUUGCAACUUAAUCAUAACAACGGUAGCACGAAACUGCAAGAAUAAAAGUCAAGAAACAACAUGAUGAGUGAUGCCUAGUUCAUUUGUACAUCGCGAGGAUUGAGCUUUGAGGUCUAAUUAGUUAUCCCGAGAUAUAACAAGGUAUUGCCGAAACGUAAAAGAUUAUAUUUUUAGUUUAAAUACAGUUUAUUGUUCGAUA
Messenger RNA from Dendronephthya gigantea, 829 nucleotides. RefSeq names its product cystatin-A-like. The record is from RefSeq and is a predicted model, not a curated record. Gene Ontology annotation, cellular component: cytosol. Lineage: Eukaryota; Metazoa; Cnidaria; Anthozoa; Malacalcyonacea; Nephtheidae. Bases 79 to 435 code for a protein of 118 amino acids. Gene Ontology annotation, molecular function: cysteine-type endopeptidase inhibitor activity. The transcript is spliced from 3 exons.